GUGGUCUCCCACUUCCGGGUGUUGUGAAUAAAGCGCGCGUGUUUGUGUCUGGUGACUUCCUCCUCGUGCAGAUCUCAGGAUGUCAACGACGUCGCAGAAGCACCGAGACUUCGUAGGCGAGCCGAUGGGAGACAAAGCGGUGACGGCUCUGUCCGGGAUCGGAGAGAUUCUGGGCAAGAAACUGGAGCAGCAAGGCUUCGACAAGGCGUCCGUGGUUCUCGGUCAGUUCCUGCUGUUGAGGAAAGACUCGGAGAUGUUCUCCGAGUGGCUGAAGGAUUGCAGCGGAGCGAACUCUCGGCAGGCCGGCUCCUGCGCUCAGUGCCUGAAGGAGUGGUGCGACGCCUUCCUGUGAAGCCCCGCCUCUUCCUGUUCUCGCUCUGCUCACUUCCUGUCGCUGCUUCAGGUGAAUCUCCGGCUGUGUCGCCAUGGCGACCGACAGGUGUUCAUUUACCUGCUAAUGAGCUG
Molecule: messenger RNA, 465 nt
Organism: Scomber japonicus (chub mackerel)
Lineage: Eukaryota; Metazoa; Chordata; Actinopteri; Scombriformes; Scombridae
Product: barrier-to-autointegration factor-like
Exons: 3
Coding region: 80-352 (90 amino acids)
Molecular function (GO): DNA binding
Source: RefSeq, a predicted model, not a curated record